AUGACAUCGACGGUCCUCUCAGACAAGGUGGACUCCCAGCUCAAGCUGCUGUCUCACGACUUGCAGGCCACCAUGGACGAGUAUCUUGCGUACGAGAAGGGCUCGUACCUCAAGAACAAGUACAAGUUCCUGUCCAACUUGCAGAACGGGUCGUUUGGCCAGGUCACGUGUGCGCUCAACAUGGUGGACAACACCAAGGUGGCCGUCAAGGCGUUGAAGAAGACGAUUCCCGGUAUAUCCUUCAUGGCCAGACACGAGAUCUCCAUCAUGCGCAAGCUAGGGUACCAUCCGAACGUUUGCCAGCUCCUGGAGAGCUUCGAGACUAAGAAGUACAUUGUUCUGGUUCUGGAGUACGUUCCGGGCGGCGACUUGUACGACGCCAUCCACACACAGUCGCCGCUCGGGGUCGAGUACCAGACCAACCCGCAGAUGUUUCUGAGUCUUGUGAAUCAGCUGGCUGAUGUCAUGCGGUACGCAUACUCCCGUGGCGUGUAUCACAGGGACAUCAAGCCCGAGAACGUCUUGUUGAUGAGAGACGGCAGCAUCAAGCUGUGCGACUGGGGGCUUGCCACCUACGCAGGCAAAUGCAGAGACUUCAACGUCGGUACGGAGAAGUACAUGGCUCCAGAGGCUCUUCGUCAGAAGGGCGAGUGGUACGACGCCAAAGGUGCCGACUCGUGGUCUCUGGCCAUCACGUUGCUGUUCACGCUGUUCGGCAAGUGUCCGUUCCGCAAAGCAGACACCAACGACGUGAACUAUGUGAACUUCCUCAAGUCGAAGGAGUUCCUCUACGACUACUACCCCAGCAUCAACGAGGUCUCUUUCAGGGCCAUUGUGGAGUGUUUUAUGGUCGAAAGAGAUCUGGACGGUGGUCUGGAGCUGCUCCGCAGAGAAGGCCCUACCAAGGGCUUCACGCUUGACCAAGAGUACAAGCUGGAGCUUACCAGACGCCAGCAGGAGUUUGCCGUGCAGUCCGACCCGGCUGUUGCCUCUGUGCGCGACGACGAUGUUUUGGGAGGCGAGUUCUUCAUGUUCGACACAGAGCCCGAGUACCGGGUCGAGAUGCUGGAGGAACAGAAGCAGGCUUCUUACGUGGGCGCCCCGCUACGUGCUGUGGACAUCCGUCCUAUUCCCGACUCCGUCGGAACUGCCUACUCCAUCUUCGAUACGCAGGCGCCUCCUUCGCUUACUUUUUCGUAUGAGACCAACGACGGGUUGGUUGGAUCGUGGUGCGACGAGUUUGAUGAAAUGUGCGGUGUGAAGCAUACUAGGUGA
Ogataea angusta is the source of this 1275-nucleotide messenger RNA. RefSeq lists its product as uncharacterized. Gene Ontology annotation, biological process: protein phosphorylation. Bases 1 to 1275 code for a protein of 424 amino acids. The transcript has a single exon. Lineage: Eukaryota; Fungi; Ascomycota; Pichiomycetes; Pichiales; Pichiaceae. Gene Ontology annotation, molecular function: ATP binding; protein kinase activity. The record is from RefSeq and is a predicted model, not a curated record.